CCUGCCUGGUUUUUUGCCUAAUGCUCCGUCGGACGGAUGGCGACUUGCUUGCGGGCUGUUCACACACACACCAUAUACAUACAUCAAUGUGUUGUCUCCGUGGGUGCUGGUGCCAUGCAUUCCUGUGGAUGCCACGCUUGUGCCGUGCCGUGCCUGCCUUUCUGCGUGCGUACAUAUGCACUCUGCUGAUAUAUGAAUUCGAUGGCCAUCUAUCUAUCUGUGUGGGCCAUGGCGGGCGGCCCCACGGCUGUCUGGGAAGGGGACAAGGGAGAGCUUACCGGGUCUGGGGAUUUGUGAAUGAUAGCCUCGCUCUCUCCUGUCUCCUGUUGCGAUGGGUAGCCAUGCAAACGGGCGGGCCAUGCAGAUGGGAGAUGGAUGGCGGGAAAGACUAGGCGGCCAGGCGCCAGGUGGGCAAGGCAAGGAGGGCAGGCAGGUUUUGAUCAACGAACGUAUCGGUGCGCAAGCAUCGCUGUCGCUGCCCCUCUCUCUGCCAACCUUCCUGUCUUUCUGCCUGCCUGCCUGCUUGGCUCACCUUGUCGACACAUUACACGGUGAAUGCAUUAAUUAGAUGCAUGUCGACUUGCUUGUGGACUCUCUACGUGUGUCAGUCAUGGGUGUCAAUGAUGUGCCCGUGCUUUGCUGGGCAUCUGGUGCACCACCCCCACCAGAUCACUAUCAUUCAUCUCAACGGUCAACGAGUCAUACAUACCACAAAGACAUGCCAUGCACACCACAAGCUGCAGAACGAAUGGCGCUCCGGGAACAUCGUCCGUCGUACACGUGGUCAAGAAGAGACACCGCAUCACAUCAAAGAGCUCACACGUGAGGAACAAGCAAGGCAGAACUACUGCGAUGCGAACGAACCGAGACCCCUCUCUGUCUGUCUCACUCGUGCUUGCCCCCGCCCUUAUAGAGGCCUGCAUUCUCCUGUACCCAUUGCCUGAAGGUGCGGUGCGGCUGGAGGACUUUGAGCAGCCCCUCAUCCGUCGUCAUGGUCGCAAAGUGGCCGUCCCGCCAUAUCUGCAUCAUGUCAGCAACGGCAGCAUCGGGGUUGCCGAAAUGCGCAUGCGCCCAUUCACGGGGGGUCAUAUCGCGAACAGAGAUCGGAGUGUCCAGCACCUCAGAAUAGACCUGUGUGCACCCACACACCACACAAUCAAUGCUCACGUACGUGUACAGGUCUGUCGUGUGUGUGUGUGGAUGAAGUGAUUGAUGUGUGCGCAGCGGACCGACCUUUGCAAUCAGCUGAAAGUCCAGCAGUUCGGGCCCGGUGAUCUCAUAUGUCGCGCCCACAUGCUGCUGCCUCUCCUCUUCAGGCAUGAUCAGCAGCCUCACGGCACACUCAGCGACGUCCCGAAUAUCGAUCCAGCCCGCCUUGCUAGCCCGUGUGCAGUCGUAGAUGCAGCGCUCCUUGGUGAUGGUGGAGAUGUCUAUCAGGUGGUUCUGCAUGUAGAAGCACGGGUGCAGGACGGUGAAGGGCACACCACUGGACCGAAGGAAGCCCUCGAUGUGCGUGUGCUCCCGGCCAUAAGCAACGGGUGCGUCGGUGCCGUAGAUGGGAUCUGCCGUGCCGGCCUUGACCUGAUCCAUCGACACAGACAGACAGACGAACGACAAAUGGCAUUCAUUGUCCAAAUCAUACAUAGCUCUUGUCUGUCUGCUGGUUGUACCAGGUACUUGACGCCCUCCUCUUUGGCACACUCGAUGAAGUUCUCCUCGUUGGCCGUCUGCUCCCCCUCCUUAGCCGUGUUGCCGCACACCAGAAAGGCCUCCGUGCAGCCCCGCAACGCAUCCCUCAGGGCCUUCCUGUCCUGCACACACGGAUGAACAGACAGGCCACCAGACAGUCAGUCAUCGGUUUUGUGCCUGCCUCCCAGUCAGUAAGGUGCACGAGCUGCAUCUCACUCACUCACCUUCAUGUCGGCCAGCACCACCUUGACUCCCGGUAGUUGAUCCAUCCAGUCGGCACGGUGGCCACGUCUGUUCCGCACCAAUGCCCUGAAUGAAUGAAUGAAUGCAUUCUUGGAUUGAGUUUCAGCCAUCUCCUUCGUCUGUGCUGUGUGAGCCCCAAACGUACUUACCGAAUCUCCCAGUCGGCAUUGGCGAGUUGUCGUUGUUUCACCAGCUCCUUGAGUACCUCGCCGCCUGUGCGGCCAGUGCAGCCUGUGAUAGCGAAGAUCCGCUUGGACGGUGUGAAUGACAUGGCGAGAGGCAACAGGGACAGAAGGAUUGGAAAUGAAGAGCCACGCUUGAGGAACAU
This is a messenger RNA of Vitrella brassicaformis, 2260 nucleotides long. The record is from the annotation of a GenBank genome assembly. NCBI's taxonomy places the organism in Eukaryota, Vitrellaceae.